Molecule: messenger RNA, 2529 nt
Organism: Oncorhynchus keta (chum salmon)
Lineage: Eukaryota; Metazoa; Chordata; Actinopteri; Salmoniformes; Salmonidae
Product: BICD family-like cargo adapter 1
Exons: 9
Coding region: 292-1848 (518 amino acids)
Biological process (GO): Golgi to secretory granule transport; vesicle transport along microtubule
Source: RefSeq, a predicted model, not a curated record
GGUACAAACAGACUUCGGGGAGGUAACUGUUGCACAGCGACGCAUCAGACGCACAGGUUUAAGUAGGUGCAAUGGAUUCUCUGGGGACCAGCCUACUUUCACUCGCAUCAUAUUGGAGACCGCCUUGUCAGGUUCAUUCGCGCACAGGCUGCGCACUGGGGCAUAGGUAACUGCUAAAUAGUUAUUGGAAUGGAUCUGAAUGACUGAGUUGACAAAUAUGCCACCAUUUUAGUUUUUUAGAUUUGAAAUGUAAUAUAUUAUUAUGUGGCUAUUUCCAUUAAAUCAGGAGCUAUGGAUCGACUUGGUGAAUGGAGUUUCAAACCGAAGAAGAUGAAAGUGGAAUUGGAGGAUGGUUUUUAUUUUGAUUAUGAUGCGGGAGAAAUAUCUGAUUAUCAAGACCCCAAUCAACUUUUAGCUGCUUUGAAACAAAAGGAGGAAGAAGUCCUUUUGGCGGCCCAGCUGGGAAAUGCAUUGCUUUUGGAAAAUCGGCAGUUGAAAGAACAAAGCGACAAACUUAAUGAACAGUAUGCAUACAAACUUGAGGAGUUGGAGCAGAGCAGGCAUGAUCUGCGGUUGAAGCUGGAGGGUUGCCAGUCUGGGUGGGUGAGCCAGGUUGGGGACCUGGAGAGAGACAUGAGGGAUCUGAGUGGCCAGGUGGCCAGGCUGACCCAGGCCCUGACCGACGCAGAGAGGGACAAGACCAGGGCCCAGGAGGAAGACGCAGAACACACCCAGCGCCUCAGAGAACAGCUCAGCAUCGCGAUGGAGGUGGAGAGGGCAAUGACCAGUCAACUGCAGACCAUGAAACUGGAGCUCCGUCAGAGAGGCCACCAUAACAGACCACAGGAUGAGGAGCUGCUCAGUGCCAUGAGUGAGCAGGUGGUGCGUCUGUCCCAGAGGGGUCAGUCUCUAGAGGAGCAGCUGGAGAGUGUGUGUCAGGAGAACGCAGACCUACGGGACAGACUGGCCUCCCUACACACACACUCCGCUCUACAGGACCAACAAAACCAGCAGCAGAGCCAACAGCUGACCGAGGCAUGGCAGGAGGCUGCGGCUGCGAGGGGGCGUUCCCAGCAGCUUCAGGUCCAGGUGGAGGAGCUGCAGGAGGAGGUCUCUCUGCAGUACAGGAGUAGCCAUGGAAACACAUCCCUACUGUCUGAGCUGGAGACCAGUCUGGACACCAUGGGCUUGGGCCAUGACAGAGAACAGAUGACCCAGGAGGUUCUGUCCAUCCUGGAGCUCCUGCGACCCCUGACCCGGGUAGUGAAGACUCCAGAGAGGUCAGAGUUUAUAGGUCAGGAGGAAGGAGAUCUGCAGGCCAUGCUCCUACAGUUAAAGGGUUUAGCUCAGAAACUGGCCAACCACACCCACAUCCCACAGCUCCAGGAAGAGAAUGCUGAGCUGAGGCUGAGGCUCGGAAACAGACAGGAUGAAGAAGAGGUGGCCCAACAGGCCAUCAGAGAUAGAGAUGAAGCCAUAGCUAAGAAGAACCUGAUGGAGGCGGAGCUGGUGAGGAGUAAGAAUGACAUGAUGUGUCUGAACAACCAGUUGCUGGAGGCUAUACAACGCAAGUUGGAGCUGUCUCAGGAGCUAGAGGCCUGGCAGGACGAUAUCCAGAUCAUCAUCAACCAGCAGCUGAGGACCCAGCAGCAGUUGGAGCAGGUCGAGAAGAAGCCUGCCUCUAACCCCAUGUCCUUCUGGAGGAGACCCAGCACAGCUUCCUCCACCAGGCCCCGCCGGCCCUCCUCCUUCCCCGCUUCCUGGACCUCAGAAGCUGGGCAAGAGAAGCCCCAGUCCCCCUGGAGAAACUGGCUUCGACGGGGCAAGGCGACACAGCCAGGCAAAUAGUAUGCUGGAAUGUCUGUUGCUUCACCUUGGAGGACUGGCACAUAGCACAGAAAUGUCUUGACCAGCUGGCCAUUGAAGAAGGCGAGUUGAGUCAUCAAGGCAAGAACUAUCAGUCUAUCAGUCUUGGUAGAUAAGAGUACCAAGCAAAACAGGACAGGCUGAACACUCAGUAAUGUUAUAUAGUAGACUUCAGUAGAGUAUUAGAAUUCAAGACCAUGGUGUGUUGGAAACAAGGACCAGAUAAGAGCCCUAAUGGACAAAGAGUUCUCAGUAAGUAGACAGUAGUUUCCCCACUGUCACUGAAAAUAACCUAAUAACAUUCAAAGCAUGUUAGAGCAGGUUAAAAAGCCUCUAGCAUGGUAAAUGCUAGAAUGGCCAGGGAGUCACACACUAGGAUAGUAAUUGCUAGCAUGGCCAGGGAGUCACACACUAGGAUAGUAAUUGCUAGCAUGGCCAGGGAGUCACACACUAAGAUAGUAAUUGCUAGCAUGGCCAGGGAGUCACACACUAGGAUAGUAACUGCUAGCAUGGCCAGGGAGUCACACACUAGGAUAGUAAUUGCUAGCAUGGCCAGGGAGUCACACACUAGGAUAGUAAUUGCUAGCAUGGCCAGGGAGUCACACACUAGGAUAGUAACUGCUAGCAUGACCAGGGAGUCACACACUAGGAUAGUAACUACUG